AUGCGAAACUAUGAUGGAGAUAUUGUGGUCAUUCUGAUCGGACCGCACAAAGGGUUCAGUGACACUGGAGCGUCUCGCCUCUUCUCCAUGAAACUGGCUCUCGAGGACUAUUCUGAUGAAGAAAUCCAUCGCCUGUUGGUUCGUAUACUGAAAAAGGCUAAGUUGCACGUUGAAGGGGGUUGGCAUGGACCGUGCCUGAAAAUCCUGACUCGUAACGCCUUCAAUAAUAUCCUUGCUUUGCACACUGUUCUGGAAUUGGUGAUGAAUCGUCAAGCUUUGCGACUCCGCCAGUCAUUAGGAGACACGGCAGCCAAGCGCACGAAGGAACCCAACUAUAAUUAUCUGACAAAAUUCGAUCUUCUCGGACCAGAACCAGUGACCAAACUCAGAGAAAGCGAGGCCUGGAAGCAACUGCAAGACAUGAUCGGGUUCCAGGAGGUCAAAGAGAUGGUCGAUGAACUGGUGCAUCAAGCAAACACCAAUCAUCACCGUGAGCUUCAAGGCCUACCUCCACUUAAUAUACCCUUGAACAAGGUGUUCUUAGGCCCUCCAGGCACUGGCAAAACCACAGUCGCCAAGCUAUAUGGGCAGAUUAUUGCCGAAAUCGGUCUCCUCUCUGGUGAUGAGGUUGUGGUGAAAGAUCCAUCUGAUUUCAUUGGGCAAUAUAUCGGCAACUCGGAAGCAAACACCAAGGAAAUACUCCGUGCUACUGAGGGCAAGGUUCUCAUCAUUGAUGAUGCGCAUAUGCUUUAUCAGGGAACUGGGCAUGGGGCUAAUUGCUCGGAUUCGUUCCGGCUCGCUGUUGUGGAUACGCUAGUCACAAAUACUUCGAAUGAACCCGGCGAUGACCGUUGUAUUAUCCUCAUUGGUUAUCCGGACCUGAUGAAGGAGUUCUUCAACAACAGUAACCCGGGGUUACGACGUCGAUUCCCAUUAGAAGAGGCUUUUCACUUUCAAGACUACUCAGUCGAUCAGCUUGCUAUGAUUCUUGACCUGAAAAUGUCGCAUGAUGAAUUAGAGGCUACCGAUCAGGCCAGAGAAGUUGCCUUAGAACUUCUUGCGCGGGCUCGAGACCGGCCCAACUUCGGAGGUGGAGGUGAUGUCGAAAAUCUGCUUGGAAAAGCAGAAAUGGCCUUUUAUAAGAGAGUGAGGGGUGUUAAGAACCGAAAAGGAAAGAAGAUCGAGGCCUCCGAUUUUGACCCAGAGCAUGAUAGGGCCUUAAAGGGUAGCAAGGCAUGUGAUUCACUCCUCUCAUCAAUGAUCGGCAUGGACAGUAUAAUCUCCCUUUUCAGAAGCUAUCAAAAGGUAUCGUCCGGGAUGCGAUUGCAGGGGAUUGAUCCGCGUCCAUAUAUUCCAUUCGCAUUUGUCUUCAAGGGGCCACCAGGGACCGGGAAAUCUACUACAGCUCGCAUUCUUGGUGAUAUAUUCUACGAGAUGGGAUUCCUCUCCACCUCCGAAGUCAUUGAUUGCUCUGCGACAGAUUUGAUUGGCGAGUAUGUAGGGCAAACAGGACCCAAGGUGAUCAAUCUUCUGGAGCGGGCUUUGGGAAAGUCCACUGGCAACUGCUCGAGCUUUGCUAACGAAGCUGUUGGAGAGUUGGUCGACUGUAUGACAAAGCCACGCUACUCUCGCAAGCUCGUGAUUGUCCUAGCUGGCUACUCGGAUGAUAUGGAUAGGCUACUUCAUAUGAAUACGGGUUUACGGUCUCGGUUUCCGACCGACAUUGUCUUUCCCUCGAUGAGCCCAGCUCACUGCCUUGAAUACCUUGAAGUGCAGCUAGGGAAGCUCCAGAUAAGAGUGGAUCGAAGCCGUACCAUUAGUGAAUGGGAAGAUUCAACUGUUCGGGACCUGUUCGCCCAGUUGCAAAAGACAAGGUCUUGGGCAAAUGCCCGGGGUGUUGAAACACUCGCCCGCAAUAUCGUUUUCGAGGUGUACAAGAGUCAACAGGGCACCAGUGACUCCGAUCUCAGCGUUUCUAUGGACGAUAUUAUGAACUGUCUAGAUGACAUGCUAGACCAGCGCGACCAGUCUUCUGAAUGA
Molecule: messenger RNA, 2040 nt
Organism: Aspergillus vadensis CBS 113365
Lineage: Eukaryota; Fungi; Ascomycota; Eurotiomycetes; Eurotiales; Aspergillaceae
Product: P-loop containing nucleoside triphosphate hydrolase protein
Exons: 3
Coding region: 1-2040 (679 amino acids)
Molecular function (GO): ATP binding; ATP hydrolysis activity
Source: RefSeq, a predicted model, not a curated record